This is a messenger RNA of Stylophora pistillata, 2828 nucleotides long. RefSeq names its product adenosine receptor A2b. Gene Ontology annotation, molecular function: G protein-coupled receptor activity. NCBI's taxonomy places the organism in Eukaryota, Metazoa, Cnidaria, Anthozoa, Scleractinia, Pocilloporidae. Gene Ontology annotation, biological process: G protein-coupled receptor signaling pathway. The record is from RefSeq and is a predicted model, not a curated record. Gene Ontology annotation, cellular component: membrane.
CCAUGGCUGAAAGAUUGAAAAAAUCCCCGAAAUGCUUUGUUGUAAGUUUUUAUACCGCCGCCACACGCAACUAAAACAGUUGUUGCGUAUGUUCUGAAAAUGGCAACUUUAAAAUCCUCCAUAAGCUAAGAAAUCUUGCCUGCCACAAGAAAGGUCGGAUCUGGGCAAACGAAGUACAUCCGUGAAGAAGAUUCGUGAAGGAGAGUGAGGAUGAACUCAAAAGCUGGAGAGCACAACUGAGAUACAAUCGCGACAGACGUCUAAGAGAAGAGUGCCUUUGACAAACCAUCCUCUCGAAUCAAAGGCCCAAGAGAGCUCUCAGUUUUACUUGAAUUGAUAUACGCCUGUAAUAGAAAACCAAACAGGCUCUAUUUGUAGAGAAAGGAGUAUUCUUCACAGUGAUAAAAUCUUCACCGCGCAGGCGAUUUCGUAAACGAUCAGAAACACGGGAGAAAUGUCUACGAUGUCGACAAAUUCUACAGAUAAUGACACCGUUGGUUUUUCGCUUCAAACAGUUCCUGCCUUAGUUUUCAUGGUGUUUAUUUUGUUUAUUAAUGGCGGUGUUAUAUUUCUCAUAGCUUCAUAUUCGGUCUUACAAACGGCAAGCAACAUCAUCUUAGCCAGUUUAGCCGUAUCAGACUUCUUGGUAGGUCUGGUUGGGAUUCCACUCCUCGUGGCAUGCACCUCCACUAUAAUAUCUCCCAUUUGUGUCAGCUCUUAUACAUUUUUCUCAUUUAUGGCCUUCUCCACCGUACUCCACAUCACCGCGAUGACCUGCGAUCGUUACAUCUACAUCAUCUGGGCGCUACGUUACCGUGACAUCGUCCAUCGCAAAAGAGUUAUGAUCGUCCUCGGCAUUACGUGGUUUCUCAGCCUCAUCUCUUUGGUUCGACUUUCAUGGACUUGGAACAUCAAAAUAGAAACAGCCCCUGAGGACCUGGAACGUGAUCGCCAAAAGGAGACUAUACUGUUUUUGUUUAACGUCAUCGUAUUUUUUCUGAUCCCACUCAUUAUCAUGGUUGUUCUUGAUACCCAUAUGCUGUUGCUGCUUAGAAGUCAGUGUCAGAGAAUUGCGCGGGAGAAUUUGCCGACAGAGUUUGUGAAACGCGAGAGGAAGCUUCAAGAAAAGCGCCAGAGAGCUGUGUUAACUUGUGUUCUCCUUCUCGCGUUGUACGUCAUUUUCUGGCUGCCGUAUUUCAUAUUGGAGAUCUUACAACAGAGCCAUAAUAAUAAUGUACCUCAUAUGGUUGUUUUCACCAUCUACUACCUAAGGCUUUGUACAUCGAUAUUCAACCCACUUGCGUACACUUUAAGGAAACGAGAUCUUCGAGGGAAAGUUCGACAUAUCGCUUAUAACUUAUUUCCUAAACUAGCGCAGGACACAGUCGAGAACCGCACUGAUCAGUUUCCCCUAAGUAGUCGAACAGACUUGUAAAUGUUAGUGAAAUAAUUACGAAAUAGCUCAUCAUUACUUGCGUUUCCUGUUAGUCAAGAAGCUGUCGUUUAUUGUCUUUGUAAACUUGUGAGAAAUUUGAAAACUUUCAACUAAUUUUGUAAAAACGAUAAACCGUCUUGCUAUCGAUCGAUUUUGGGAGAGCUGUAACAAACAGUGGAUUCGUGUGCGGUUUAAAGCUAAUAGAGUCCGGUUCAAAAUUGAAAAUAAGAGACUCACGAUCACAGAUCGAUAAAGGACAACGCCAAGAAAUGGUGGGAAAAGGUGUUUUAUAUACGCCGACCUCUGGUGGUUUACCACAUCGUGACAUUUAAACGUGGUUCGUUGAUGAAUAUCAAGUUGCAAUUGAUGGUCACAUGACAUCUACUAAAACCAUAAUCAUCACGCUGAUAGACAGGAAUAUGGAAAUUCUUAGUUUUGCUUUCAAGAAACGUAGCUCGCGACAGUUUUGCUAAUCGACGAGGAUUAAUGUUUGACCUUUUCUUUUAAUUACAUACAUUGAAAAAAUAUUUCAAAACUUAGAAAUAAACUCAUUCAGCAUGGACGGUUAAGGUAUCAAACUAUAUCAUACUACUAUCGAUUGAAACUUACAUUUUUUUUUGGGGUGAAAAAUUUACAUCUAUUCAUGAAACACCUAUUCCCCUUGUAAAGCAGAGGUGGAGUAAUAUUGAAAUUAACUGAAGUCCCUUAUGUUUUGUGCGGCCAGGGCGAGCCUUGAAUAACAAUCUUAUGGCUCCAUUCUCAUCGCAAGGAAUGUAGUUUACGUCGAAUUAAUAGUUCACCACAAACAUUCUCCUAGCUUGUCAAAAAUGGUGUUGUUUGUGUCUGGGCAAACAUCAGUUUAAACUAUAGAGAUUGUGUAAGCAUCUUAUCAGUUUGAAUUUCGUUUUAUAGUGUGUCGAUGUAUCGUAUUUAGGACACCUGGGAAUUUCCCCUCUUAAAAGGACAGUUAGAAAGAUAUCAAGUUCCUUUUUAAUCAAUGAAAUUUAUUAUUUCCCUUAUUCCAAACUUCCAUCUACAAAAGAAUAUUCUAGAAAAGGAAACCCGAACAUUGUUCACGUAACCUCAAAUAUUUAAAUUUAGAGUGUUUUGUUAUGAACAAAAGUCACGCAUGAGCAUCACAUAAUCAUUUUACGAGUAUUUUGUUUUUCGUGUGGCCAAAUAAACGGGCACAAACAAGCCUUCUUUCCUCAACUUAUCGUUUUCAUUCUGUUUAGUAUUCCAGCUUUCAUUAACCAGUUUAAUUCCAUAAGUUUCAUGCCUCAUUUAUUAUGUAUGACUCCAUGCCAACGAAGAUAUAAAAAGCAUAUUGGCAAGUUUCAAAAUCUUGAGCGAUGUGUGAUUAAGUAAUUAUUUUGGACAUUCUGCCAUUGAA